AUGUUUCCUAUCAGAUUUAUUCGUUCCUAUUCAACUGGACGAACACGUGAAACAAUUAAAUUUUAUUAUGAUUUUAAAUCGCCAUUUAGUUAUUUAGCACUAGAACCAGCAUUACAAUUAGAAAAAGACUAUCCAAUUCAGUUACGUUUUAUUCCACGGUCAUUUCAUACUCAACAAUGUUUUGGUGGAAAUCUUAUAGAACGAAAUCGACUUAACUGGAAUAAAGUUCAAUAUUUAUACUUGGAUCGUCAACGUUUUGCUAAUGAACGUGGUCUUAUUAUUCGUGAACCAGAACAUUCAUUUGAUUCGCGUCUUUCAUUAAUUGCUGGUUUAUAUGCCGAUAAACAUCAGUUUUUUCAUCAAUUUGCUUCUCGUACAUUUGAACUAUUUUUUAAACGUCAAUUAAAUAUUGAAAAUAUAGAUGAAAUUAUAAAACUUCUUUAUGAAACAUCAAGAAAAGAUAAAACACUUGAAGAAUUUUCUCAAGAUUUUCAAAAGUAUCUUAAUAAUCAAGGUCAACAAGAUUAUUUAAAUGCAGAAAAAGAAGCUGAGCAAGAUCAUGUAUUUGAUGUACCAAUGUUUAUUAUACGUGAUGAACUAUUUUGGGGACAUGAUAGAAUUUCUUGGAUUAAGAACAAAUUAGAUUCACUUAAGUUACAAAACAACUAA
Molecule: messenger RNA, 669 nt
Organism: Rotaria socialis
Lineage: Eukaryota; Metazoa; Rotifera; Eurotatoria; Philodinida; Philodinidae
Source: the annotation of a GenBank genome assembly